Messenger RNA from Thunnus maccoyii (southern bluefin tuna), 3621 nucleotides. It is a transcript of the gene tlr3, whose product is annotated as toll-like receptor 3. Gene Ontology annotation, biological process: immune response; inflammatory response; toll-like receptor signaling pathway. Lineage: Eukaryota; Metazoa; Chordata; Actinopteri; Scombriformes; Scombridae. The coding region runs from base 646 to 3381 and encodes 911 amino acids. The record is from RefSeq and is a predicted model, not a curated record. Gene Ontology annotation, molecular function: protein binding; transmembrane signaling receptor activity. The transcript is spliced from 6 exons. Gene Ontology annotation, cellular component: membrane.
UUAUUAUUAAAACAUGUUUACAAGAUUGUGGAUAUAAUUGGGGAUUGGGAACACCUAGCUUGUAUUUAACAAACACAUACAUUACGGUAAAGUGCAGCGUUUCUCUUAAAAUUUAGGUACGUCCCUCUCUGUGCGAGUGAGACAACGUUGCCGCGAGCCGUACUGAUCAGAGAGCAUUGAGAUAUGGCAAAUGUGCCAUCAUUAAUACGAAUUCCGGCUCCUGUUUGGUGUAUAGGGGGUUUGUAGGAGUAUGGAGUUAAUUCAAACUUGAUUUCCCAAAUUCUGCAUGAAACAGUUACUGCUCCGGUGGAACUACACACAAAUGUGGAAGUAAAACCAGAGUUGGCAGAUUCUCAUUUCCUUAUUUACUUGCUUUGCUGCCGCAAUCCUUGCCUCAUAAACUCCUCCAGAGUCUGCGUUCUGGGGGAAAUAUUCAGACUGUGUGAUGCUGGAAGUGGACGUCUUCUGUCCUGUGUGAAGUCUAGAUGCAACAGGCAAUAUGCAAAGAAGACAAAGUCUGCAUUGUUUCCAGCAACGACAGGCAGCUUUUUACAGUGAAGAAGCUCUGAUUAAUGCACUGCACACUACCUGGCCAGCACCAAACAAGAGACAGACAAAGCUACCAACUAGCAGGUUUUUGAAGCGAUGUGUGCCCCUCGUUUCCUUCUCCGUCCUGGGGUGAUCAUCUUAUGUUUUUUUAUGACGACAUUGCACCAUUGCGUGGCCUCCCAGAAGAAGACCUCCUGCUAUGUGCAAGAUGGAAGAGCUGACUGCAGCCGCCUCAGCCUCAGGGCGGUCCCUCCAAACCUCCCUAGGAACAUCAUCAGCCUCGAUAUGUCUCACAACAUAUUGGUGGGGAUUCCCCCUCUGUCACUAGCCCCAUACCCAGGCCUCCUCCACCUUGAUGUCGGUUACAACAGUAUCACCAGGCUGGACCAGGGUUUGUGCCAGACACUGCCUCUGCUGCAGACGCUGAAUGUGGAACACAAUGAAGUGCAUGUGCUGGAGAAAGAGGAUAUGAGUCACUGCACCAAUCUAACAAGGUUGAAUAUGGCUAGCAAUAGGCUAAAGCUAAAAGGAGAACCCUUCUUUGCACUACAGAGCCUUAAAUUUCUUGAUGUUUCAAAAAACAACCUGCUGUCAGCCAAGCUCGGCUCUCAGCCUCAGCUGCCCAGCCUGGAGAACCUCAGUCUGGCCUUGAAUAGCUUCACCUCUUUGAAGAAAGACGACUUUUUCUACCUUAACCAUUCGUCCUCUCUGCAAGUCCUCAACCUGUCAUCUAUAUCUCUAAAAACAUUGGAGCCGGGUUGCUUUAAGCCCCUUUCAAGUCUACAUACUUUAAUCAUGGAUAAGGGCAGUAUGGGCACUCUGGUUAUUUCUAAACUCUGCUCAGAGCUGUCAGGGACAGCCAUUAAUGCCCUGUCUCUUCAGAAGAUGAAGCUUGUCACACUCACAAACACAACCUUUAGAGGGCUAGAGAAAACAAAUCUAACCUCUCUGGAUCUCUCUGGUAAUGGCAUGGGUAAAAUUGGAGAAGGCUCAUUUCAGUGGCUGUCCAGACUUCAGAUUCUAAAUCUGGCGGACAACAACAUCAAGCACCUAACAAAGGACACAUUUAAGGGGCUUAAAAGUUUGAAAAAACUCAGCUUGAGAAAAGCUCUGGUGAAAAGUCGUACCUCCUCCACCCCAAUUAUUGACGAUUUCUCCUUCCAACCAUUAAGCACCUUGGAGAGUUUAAUUUUACAGAGAACUUCAGCUCGGGAAAUCACAGAGUACACCUUUACAGGCUUGAUGAGUCUGAAAGAACUUGAUAUGAGCUGGAGCAGUUAUACAUCACUCAAAAACAUCACCAACAAGACCCUAGUCUCCCUUGCGGGAUCACCUCUCAAGAGGUUAGACCUGACAGGAACAGCUAUAGCACAGAUUCAUCCUGGAACCUUCUCCGUUUUAAGAAACCUCACCACUCUUCUUCUAAAUUACAAUUAUAUCAAACAAACUCUCACUGGGAAAGAGUUUGAAGGCCUGAGCCAAAUUCAAGAGAUCCAUAUGUCCAAUAACCACCAGACUGUCAAUCUAAGCUCCACGUCAUUUGUCAAUGUGCCCAAUCUUAGGGUCCUGACUUUGGGGAAAAGCCUUAUAGUCUCAGCCUUGAACCUGGAUCCUUCUCCAUUCAGGCCCCUAUCCAACCUCACCAAACUGGAUCUCAGUAACAACAACAUCGCUAACAUCAGAGAGAAUCUGUUGGAUGGGCUUGUUAACCUGAAGGUCCUGAAUCUCCAACACAAUAACUUAGCCCGGUUGUGGAAGAGCGCUAACCUAGGUGGGCCAGUGUUGUUUCUCAAAGGGGCACAGAACUUGUUAUCCUUACAGAUGGAUAGUAAUGGGCUAGAUGAGAUCCCAUUGGAGGCUCUGAGAGGGUUGAGUAACCUCCGAGAACUAAGCUUAGCCUACAAUCUCCUCAACAAUCUAAAGGACUCAAUUUUUGACGAUCUGAACUCACUGCAGGUUUUACAUUUACAGAAGAACCUGAUUACAACUGUGAGGCCCGAAGUGUUCAAAACUCCUAUGAGCAACCUCAGCAUGCUCGUCAUGGACAAAAAUCCAUUUGACUGUACCUGUGAGAGCAUCCUGUGGUUCGUGACAUGGAUAAAUAACACAAAUACCAGUGUGCCAAGUCUCAAGGACCAGUAUAAGUGCAACACUCCACUAGCUUACUUUAACCACUCGGUCAUGGAUUUUGACACACUCUCUUGCAAAGAUAUGGUCCCAUUUCAGGCCCUUUACAUACUGAGCAGCACAGUCAUUAUCAUGCUGACUGUAACUGCACUUCUAGUGCGGUUCCAUGGCUGGAGGAUUCAGUUUUAUUGGAACAUCCUGAUCAAUCGCACAUUAGGAUUUAGUGAUGCCAAAGUUGAGGAGGGCAGGGAAUUUGAGUAUGACGCCUAUGUCAUAUAUGCAGAAGAAGACGCCAACUGGGUUAAGAGAAAAAUGGACUCUUUAAAGAAUGAAAAGUGCAAGUUUUGUUUGGAGGAUGAGGAUUCAGUCCCUGGCAUGUCACAGCUUGAGUCAAUUCUGGAAAAUAUGAGAAAGUCCAGAAAAAUCCUGUUUGUCGUCACUGAAAGGCUUCUCAAAGAUCCCUGGUGUAUACGCUUUAAAGCCCAUCAUGCACUUCACCAGGUCAUUGAAGACAGCAGGGACUCUGUGAUUCUGGUCUUCCUGCAGGAUGUGCACGACUACAAGUUAUGUCGCUCGAUCUUCCUCCGCAGGGGCAUGUUGCGUUCAUGCUGCAUCCUCAACUGGCCUGUCCAUAAGGAGAGAGUGCCUGCCUUUAACCAGAAGCUCCUCAUAGCGCUUGGCAUGACUAAUCGAUUGGAGCAGUGACUGUUUUUCAUUAGUAAUAAUGGAAAACACCAUUUGUAAUAAUAAUUACCAAUGUACAAUAUGUUGGUUGUAAUGAUGCAAUCUCUUAAUAAAGGGUUUUCUAAAAGGUUGGUCCUUACAGUGAAAAGAUUAAUAAGUGAAUAAACCCUUAAUUAACUCAGUAUACAUAUAUAUCACAGUCUUGUGAUGUGAUAGCAGAACAUGAUUUUUUUUUUUUAUGUAUAAUUAAGCUGAACAAGU